AUGGCAGAUGACAAGAGUAGCAGACAAGCUACACUGGGUCGGUUCUUUGGCUCAGAUGCGAACUCCAACCAAGCUCCUAAGAAGCAGACAACGUUGGCCUUCGGUGGAAAGAGGCAACGAGCGACUAGCGAUAAUGUAGAGGAGAAUACAGAAAAUGCUGCUGGCGCGAGUAAGGAUGCUAUGGUCGAUGUCAAAGAUGAGGAUGAAAUAGACGUCCACGCUCAAGCGAACCCAACAGAAGCCGCCAAAACUUUGAAACGCGAGAAAGUUGAGGUGGAUGAAGAAAGCGACAACUCAGAUGUGCAGCCUGUUUCAAAACGAAGACGCAAGGUCACCAAAGAAGGUUCCUCUCCGGCUCCCAAGAAGAGCCCCAAAAAGAGUCCCAAAAAGAGUCCCAAAAAUGCUACACCUUCCCCGAAGGCCUCCAAAUCGCCCAAAAAGGAGGCCGCAUCGCCAUCCCCCAAGCCAAUCUUGAAGAAAGCUUCAGGAGAAGAAACACCUGAAGAGGAGACCAAAUCUGACCAAGAUGAGGAGGAGCAAUCAGAAUCCGAAGGGGAAGAUGAGGUUAAGCCAGACGUUAAAAAAAAGACAACAAAGACAAUGGAAAAAGUGCAGGCCACCCUACAGUCGAGUGGAAAAGAUCUAUAUCCGGACUGGAAAGCCGGUGAUCCAGUCCCUUAUGCUGCGCUGUGCACAACAUUCUCUGAGGUUGAGAAGACUUCUAAACGUCUAGCUAUCAUGGCUUUCUGCUCUCAAUUUCUCCAACAAGUUUUACGCUUAACCCCCGACGAUUUACUUCCAACUGUUCAAUUGAUGAUCAACAAGCUGGCUGCGGAUUAUGCUGGAAUUGAAUUAGGAAUUGGAGAGUCGCUCAUUAUGAAGGCCAUUGGAGAAUGUACAGGUCGCAGUCUAGCUGUCAUCAAGAGUGAUCAACAUGACAUUGGCGAUUUAGGGCUGGUGGCUGCUAAGAGUCGAUCCAAUCAGCCUACCAUGUUCAAGCCCAAGGCAUUAACCGUUCGCGGAGUGCAUGAAGGUUUGCUAGGCAUCGCUAAGGUCAGCGGACAUGGAUCUCAAGACAAAAAGAUCUCAGGAAUUAAAAAGCUCCUUUCUGCGGCAGAUGUCGCAACAACAGGUAAAGGCUCCAAGGGUGUUGAUAUUACCAAAGACAAGGGUGGGCCAAGUGAGGCCAAGUUCAUUGUGCGCUUCCUGGAAGGUAAAUUGAGACUGGGUCUCGCUGAAAGGACCGUGCUUGUAUCGCUAGCUCAGGCAAUCGUGUCCCAUGAAGCAGCGGCGGAAGGCAAGAAAGCGUCCGCUGAAAAGAUGGCCGAGGGUGAAUCUGUCCUCAAGACAGUCUACAGUGAGCUGCCCUCCUACGAAACUAUCAUCCCAGCUGUGCUAGAGCAUGGCCUUUUCAAACUCUCGGAUGUUUGCAAGCUGCAGCCCGGUAUUCCUCUAAAGCCCAUGCUUGCCAAACCCACCAAAUCCAUCACUGAGGUUCUUGACCGCUUUGAAGGAAAGGAAUUCACAUGCGAAUACAAGUAUGAUGGAGAGCGAGCACAGAUUCAUUUUGUUGCUCCAAGUGCUAUUAAAGACUUUCCCGGCUCGACUGCCACAUUACAAAAAGAUAGCAGAGGCCACUCAGCUAUUUUCUCACGAAAUUCUGAGGACCUAUCAAAAAAAUAUCCCGACGUGUUAGGCAAGCUUGACAGUUGGGUCAAAGAUGAUGUUACCAGCUUCGUGUUGGACUGUGAGACUGUCGCUUGGGACAUGGAAGCCAAAAAGGUCUUGCCGUUCCAGCAGCUGAUGACUCGAAAGCGAAAGGACGUAAAGGCGGAGGAUGUCAAGGUCAAGGUUUGUGUUUUCGCCUUUGAUCUUCUAUUCUUCAAUGGAGAGCCCUGUGUCAAGAAGUCUCUUCGGGAACGUCGUAACCUGUUGCACGAAUGCUUUCAACCAAUCGAAGGCGAAUUUCAAUUCGCACAAUAUGGCAACACCAAUGUCCUUGACGAGAUCCAAGAAAUGUUAGAAGAUAGUGUCAAGUCAUCAUGUGAAGGAUUAAUGGUGAAAAUGCUGGACACCGCCGAGAGUGGCUAUGAGCCAAGUAAGCGAAGUCGGAAUUGGCUGAAGGUCAAGAAAGAUUAUCUUGCUGGCGUUGGUGACUCCCUAGAUCUCGUCGUCCUUGGUGCUUACUAUGGUCGCGGAAAGCGUACCUCUGUGUACGGUGCUUUCCUUCUGGCUGCCUACAACCCAAAUAACGAUACAUACGAGACUAUUUGCAAUAUCGGUACCGGAUUUUCAGAGGCAGCACUAGAAGAAUUCCACAAGGAGCUGUCAGAAACGGUCAUUGAUCGGCCAAAGCCCUUCUACUCUCACUCGAGCGUGAACAAGGACCAGCCAGAUGUGUGGUUCGAGCCUCGGCUGGUUUGGGAAGUGAAGACCGCUGAUCUAACCCUCAGUCCGCGGUACAAGGCGGCAGCAGAUGAAUUCGAGGGAACAACUGGUGGUGGUAAAGGUGUUUCAUUACGUUUCCCCCGAUUUAUCAAGUCUCGCGAUGAUAAGAAGCCAGAACAAGCAACGACUACCCGUGCCGUGGCAGAGAUGUACCGCAAGCAAGAAGCGGUGGCCAAGGAGAAUGCGGGCAAGAAGGGUGUUGAUGAUGAUUUUGAGUAUUGA
Molecule: messenger RNA, 2670 nt
Organism: Penicillium angulare
Lineage: Eukaryota; Fungi; Ascomycota; Eurotiomycetes; Eurotiales; Aspergillaceae
Product: DNA ligase (ATP) CDC9
Exons: 4
Coding region: 1-2670 (889 amino acids)
Biological process (GO): DNA repair; DNA biosynthetic process; lagging strand elongation
Cellular component (GO): mitochondrion; nucleus
Molecular function (GO): ATP binding; DNA ligase (ATP) activity; DNA binding
Source: RefSeq, a predicted model, not a curated record